AUGGACCACCUCCAGAGUCGAGUCGAAAAGGCAAACGUUGAAGAUCUGAUUAACAUAUGCGAACAACUCUCAGAGGAAUGUAGGGGUAUUUCCAACUGCCUGAACACCAGUCCAGUCACUUUGGCUGCGCUCGCCAAAGAAUGUCGCGCGAUCACAGAUGCGCUCGAGAGGUUACACGAACUCAGCCGGACACUCGAAGGUGGCGCAGAAAGCGUGCGAGCAUCAAAUAACGGAUUCGUUUAUUCUGUUUCGAAAGACGUGCAUGAGCUUAGGGCAGCAUUGAAACGCAUCAAGGGACCCGAUAGAGACAGUGGCAUUCAUCUCGGCGAACCGCAACUUGUCAUCGUCUGGAACGAAGCAGCUUUGAAAACGUUUCUUGGGCGACUGCGCAUACAUCAAGCAUCUUUGCAUACUCUCCUCAACACUGCAACACGGGCCGGUUAUAACUUCCAAAGCGACAUAAAUAGACGUCGCGUGAUUGAACCUGAUAUUGAAGUGGACGAGGCGCUACGAAGUCUCGGUCGAAAGUUUACGGCACCGAACCAACGUUCUGCCGUACUACCCAGAGUCAGCGAUUCUGCCGAGAUCCAAGUCCUCCUAGAUACGCUUGUGCCGCCCCCAGGAGUAGACUAUGCGCGAAGCAAGGAUGUCGCAAAUGAACUGCACCAUGCGAUUGAGAAGUGUGAUGAAAAUUCCGUUUUUCAGAUUCUACUCGAGCGCGUAGAUCCCAAUAUAAUGUUGGCAGGAUCAAUGCUCUCUCCACUGCAUCGCGCUUUCGAUAAAAAGCACAUGUUAAUCGCUGCAUUUCUCAUAGUAGCUGGUGCAGAUGUGGACGAACCGACGACCGACGGCGAUACGGCGUUGAUGAGAGGCAUCAAGUGUGGUUUCUCGGAACAGUUUGCGAUUCUUGUGCUUCAUAUGAAGGCACGAGUCAAUGCGAUCGACAACAAUGGUUGUUCAGCUCUUCACCUUUCCGCCGCCUCGGAUGUUCUCGAGGAUGAGACACUACCAGCUCUUCUCAAUGCUGGUGCUCACAUCAACCUUGUCGACUACGAUGGGCAGACACCACUUCAUUUGGCGAUCCAAAACAGUCGCUGGUCCACCGCGACGAAGUUAGUCCACGCUGGAGCAGAUUUAGAGGUGCGAUUGCCGGACGGGAAGACAGCACUCCAUUUGGCCAUAGCAUUGCGCAACCAAGAGUUCACUCAAGUGCUGAUAUCUCGAGGAGCUAAUGUUGACCGUAAGCUUCGCGAACACACACCUUUAACAAUGGCUAUCAGCUCUCGCUGCACGUUCAUUACUGCCGCUCUCUUGGAUAGCGGAGCGAAUCCCAACCUACGUAGUCGAAAUGGGAACACGCCUCUGCUCGCAGCAACAGUCACUGGACAAGAUGAAACAUUGCGAUAUCUUAUUGCUCAUGGGGCAGACCCGGCAGCGGUUCAAGGACGAUCUGGAUACUCGCCAAUGCAUAUGGCAGCGCACAAGGACAAACCCCAUAUUCUUCGGCUUUUGGCUGAAUCGGGUGCACCUGUUGAUGUCCUUGAUAAAGCUGGAGAAACUCCUCUUUUAAUCGCUGCCAAACUUGGUAAUGCGCAGAGUCUCUCCCGUCUGAUCAACCUUGGUGCCGAUACCGAGCGGGUAGGGCCGGAUGGUAUGAGCGUGCUUUCUCAUGCAGUCAAGAUGGGUGAUGUUGACCUUGUUACUGCACUUUUGGAGCGGGGAGCUGGUAUGCAAAUGUCAUCCAUGCUUCUUUCAAGGGGCAGUAAGGAAUACCUAGUACCUGAGCCGCAAACGUCACCGAUCCAUGUUGCCGCUCAGCACGCUCGAGAUGAGAUCUUAGUGCGACUCGUUUCAUAUGGUGCAUCUCUUGAGAGCACUAUAUUUCCCGGUCGGACGCCUUUAUCGGUCGCUGCGUCUCAUGGUCACGUCUCAACCGUCCGACUACUUCUCCGGUUAGGCGCCAACACGCACGCUUUAACGACACACGGCGAUACACUGCUCUUUGAUGCGUCGGCGAACUUGGCAACACUAAAGAUCUUGCUACAACAGGGGAUUGAUGUGAAUCAUCAAAACGACCGGGGUGCCACUGCCCUUCAUUAUGCGGCUCUCCGUGGGCAUAUUGGAGGUGUAAGAAUGUUGCUUGAGAAAGGAGCGCGGCAAUACCACGCAAACGCUGUGUGGGAUCUCUGGGAGGACAGAGACGGAGCUGGGGGUUAUCGACAGGGAACGCCGGCUGGCAUGGCUAUGCAACGGGGUCUGAAUAACGUUGCGGAGUUGAUUGAGGGAUGGAAGUAA
Fusarium sp. VM40 is the source of this 2295-nucleotide messenger RNA. The record is from the annotation of a GenBank genome assembly. NCBI's taxonomy places the organism in Eukaryota, Fungi, Ascomycota, Sordariomycetes, Hypocreales, Nectriaceae.